Neolamprologus brichardi is the source of this 712-nucleotide messenger RNA. Lineage: Eukaryota; Metazoa; Chordata; Actinopteri; Cichliformes; Cichlidae. The record is from RefSeq and is a predicted model, not a curated record.
GGGAGUGGGGUUCUUGACACAGCGUGGUGCUGACUGCUUUGGGACGUGUUUCAACAGAUGGUCGAGGUUAGAGAGUGUCAUCACAUUGGGGAGAGGAUUAGAGGAGAGAGGUUGUCUUCCAGGAGCUGUGUGGUCCCCCCUACUCUUGAAACCAAGUCCCAGCACGAAGAUACAAACCCCUCCAUGAGCAGAGGCAGAUCUGGUCAAGAAGCGUGGGGAUAAAACUGAGAGGAAUCGUAUCCUUGCCUCUCAGUCAGCCAGCACUUUUCUCUCCAGCCUUCCAGUCACCAUGCUGAUUCACUGGCUGUCCUGGUUGGCCCUCCUGUCGCUGGAUUGGGCUCCAGGCAGCUGGGCCUUCACCACCACCAGGGCUCAGGGCCUCAGGGGUCGCAUUCAGAGAGACCGCAGAAACAUCCGGCCCAACAUCAUCCUCAUCAUGACUGACGACCAGGAUGUUGAGUUGGGUUCUCUACAGGUAAUGAAUAAAACCCGCAAGAUCAUGGAGGAUGGUGGCACUUCUUUCACCAAUGCCUUUGUCACCACACCCAUGUGCUGCCCGUCACGUUCUUCCAUGCUGACGGGCAAGUACGUCCACAACCACAACACCUACACCAACAAUGAGAACUGUUCGUCCCCUUCCUGGCAAGCUCAGCAUGAGCCGCGCUCCUUUGCAGUCUACCUCAAUGAAACUGGCUAUAGAACAGGUUUGUGA